This is a messenger RNA of Aedes albopictus (Asian tiger mosquito), 4520 nucleotides long. RefSeq lists its product as uncharacterized. Lineage: Eukaryota; Metazoa; Arthropoda; Insecta; Diptera; Culicidae. Bases 865 to 4128 code for a protein of 1087 amino acids. The record is from RefSeq and is a predicted model, not a curated record. The transcript has 3 exons.
GGAAUUUAGGAGAUAUUCAGAAUUGUACCGAGUAGGAGAAAUAUACUACGAUCAGAAGUUUUGUGACAACCAACCGAACAAGACGUAUUUUAUUCAAAGUCUGUAAGAACAGAAGUCUUUGUCCUCCCACUUUACUAGAUUGUUCAGUGGCGUACGAGGAUAGAUUUUUUUUAAAGUAAAGUAAAAUUUUCUAAAAGUUUUAAGUUUCGCGAGUGAAAGCGUGCAAUUUCGUGAUUUUCUUGGUGAUUUGGUAGGACCACCAAAUUCACAUUUUUUUUCCAAGGAGACUCGGCCGUUUUUGCGAGGAUUCCACAACCAAUACCAGCAUAAAAUUUCUCAGUGUGAACCGUUUGCCGAAAGUACAUCAGUGACCGGGAACGCAAAAAGGGAAAAAGUGACGGAUUUGACAGUUCGACAACGCGAGUGUGCGUACGGCGAUCAACGAGCUCGACCAUCGAUUUCACCACUACCGACAACCCGAGUAUCGGAGCCAGUCGGUCGGCGAUUGUUUACCGUGGAGUCGAGAAAAAGUGCAUCGAAAAGUGCAUCUGAGGAGGUCAACGAACCGUAUCGAGCGAGUGUGCGGCCGUCGGUUAGCUGAUUGUGUUGUGUGCCGGUGGAGAACGAGUGAUUUUGUGCAUCGGGGUUGUGGAGUUGCUGCUGCUGCCGCAUUGCAUCGAGUGCAUCGUUUAUUUACAACGAGUGGCUGCUGCUGAGAGGAUUUUUAAGAAAAGUGCAUCGGUGGAGAAAAUAUCAAACGGAUUUUGUUGCUGUGUGCUGCUUUGGUGCCGAUUUUGGAUUUUUUGGUGUGCAACCGCAUUUGGUGUGCAUUUUUUGGAUCGUCUGGUGCUUUGUUGAAACAGGAUGACUUUGACAUCGAUUGCUGAUCCUUUCGUCCCUUACUCUAUGCCAUUCAGCCAGUACCAAGAACAGCUGGAAUGGAUUUUCAAGCACAACGAAUUUCCGGAAGAGCGUUAUAAAACGUCAUUCCUGGCAGUCUGUGGAAAGGAAAUUUUCACAGAACUGAAAAGACUGUUUCCAGGAAAGAAUUUUAAUGAUCUAACGUACAAACAAAUGACUGAUGAACUGAAAAAGCGUUACGAUAAGAAUGAUUCAGCUGUUGUGCAUAGUUAUAAAUUUUGGACUAAAAGGCAAGGUAGGAAUGAGUCACUGGAGGAUUUUGUGAUUACAGUCAAGAAUUUGGCUGAAAGAUGCGAUUUUGGAGAGUUUAAGGAUAGGGCGAUUCGUGACAUGCUUGUCAUUGGCGUGAACGACACUCAAUUACAGAAACGGUUGUGCGAUGAAGAAGAUUUGUCUGCAGCCAAAGCAGAGCGGUUGAUUCUUAAUUCAGAGAUAUCAGCCAGUAGGACGAAACAAUUAAACCACGACGAUGACAGGCGCGUUAGCGUAGUGGCCAGAUUGGGUAACCGAUCUGACGUUUCGCGGUCCAGAAACCGAUUCCGGGGCCGCAGCCGCAGUUUUGAUAGAAACCGAUCUUUUUCGUCUAGGAGUAGAAGCAACGGUAGACAAGACAGUAGAUACCAAAGCAAAAGAGGCGCAAGCUCAGGUAAACCUGUUUACCUUUGUUCCUUUUGUAGAAAAACCGGACAUACAAGAAAAUUUUGUUAUCGUUUGCAUGGAAAAAGCCCGAGUAAGAGUAAAGCCAGUGUAAAAUUCAUAGAUUCUCCAAAACCAUCUUCCAGUUCCAAAAACUCAGGACUAUUUAAGCGACUGAAGAAAGAUUCAGACAAUGAUUCAGACUAUUCUGAUGGCAUGCCUUGCCUCAUGAUCUCGUCAGUCAACAAAAUCAGUGAUCCCUGCUAUGUGGAGGUUUUAAUCAACAGAAAGCGUUUAACCAUGGAGAUCGAUUGUGGGUCAGCGGAGAGCGUAAUUUCAGAGGAGCUGUAUUUGAGAAAUUUUGCGAGCUGUGAACUGCAGCGUUGCAACAAGAAACUUGUUGUAAUUGACGGUAACAAACUGAAGGUUGUUGGAAAAAUUUGCGUUGAUGUACAGCUCGCUGGAAACCGGAAACAACUGACCAUGGUUGUUUUACGCUGCAAUAACGAUUUCAUCCCGCUGGUUGGCCGAACAUGGUUGGACGAAUUCUAUUCCGGAUGGCGAAACACUUUUACCAACCCUCCUUUGACAGUCGGGAACAUUGACGUGGCUGACGAGCAAACAGUUAUUGAUGAAGUAAAGAGUAAGUUUCCGACGAUUUUUACCAAAGAUUUUACCAGUCCAAUAGUUGGCUAUAAGGGAGAUUUAAUCUUGAAGGAGGACACACCCAUUUUCAAAAAGGCCUAUGAAGUUCCAUUGCGUUUAAGAAAACAAGUUGUUGAUUAUUUGGAAGAUUUGGAAAAACAAGGAGUUAUCACGCCAGUUGAAGCCAGUGAAUGGGCUUCGCCGGUAAUUGCCAUUAUUAAAAAGGAUAAAAGUAUUCGUUUAGUGAUAGACUGCAAGGUUUCUAUCAAUAAGGUUUUGCUUCCAAAUACGUAUCCUUUGCCUGUUGCUCAGGAUCUGUUUGCUACACUUUCGGGCUCGACAAUUUUUUGCUCUUUAGACUUGGAGGGUGCUUAUACCCAGCUGCUUUUGACCAAUCGUUCAAAGAAGUUCAUGGUAAUCAAUACCAUCAAGGGCCUCUACACCUACAACAGACUCCCUCAAGGGGCUUCGUCUAGUGCAGCGAUUUUCCAAAAGGUAAUGGACCAAGUACUUUGUGGUUUGGAGAACGUUACGGUUUAUUUAGAUGAUGUGCUGAUUGCGGGAAAGGAUUUUGAAGACUGCAGAAAGAAACUUUUUUUGGUUUUGGAAAGACUAGCCAAAGCCAACAUAAAGGUAAAUUUGAAGAAAUGCAAAUUUUUUGUAUCGCAGUUACCUUAUUUGGGGCAUGUUUUAACGGACAAGGGUUUGCUGCCCUGCCCUGAUAAAGUGAAAACUAUCCGCGAAGCGAAAGCUCCACGGAACGUUUCGGAACUAAAGGCAUUUCUAGGACUUGUAACUUACUAUUCUAAGUUCAUUCCUAAUUUGUCCACUCGCAUCAGCUGCCUUUACAAUCUUUUGAAGAAAAACGUGACGUAUUGUUGGACUGACAACUGUGAAACAGCAUUUAAUGAUUGUAAAGGAUUUCUUUUAAACCCAAACCUUUUGGAGUAUUUUGACCCGUAUAAGCCAGUUGUCGUAGUAACGGACGCCUGUAGCUAUGGUUUAGGCGGUGUAAUUGCACAUUUGGUUGAAGACGAGGAAAAACCAAUAAGCUUCACCUCAUUUUCUUUGAACAGCGCCCAGAAGAAUUACCCUAUUUUGCAUUUAGAGGCUUUAGCAGUUGUGAGCACCGUGAAGAAAUUUCAUAAAUUUCUUUACGGGAUGCAUUUUACCAUUUAUACCGACCACAAGCCUCUCAUCGGUAUUUUUGGCAAGGAGGGUAAGAAUUCUAUUUUAGUGACGCGUUUGCAAAGGUACGUUAUGGAACUCUCCAUCUACAAUUACGAUAUUGUAUAUCGGCCUUCAUCUCGGAUGGGUAAUGCCGAUUUUUGUAGUCGUUUUCCUUUAUCCGAUGAGGUUCCCAAGGUUUUGGCUCGGGAAUACGUUAAAAAUUUGAAUUUUUCCGACGAGUUUCCUAUUGACUACAAGGAAGUGGCCAAGGAGACCUUGAACGACGAGUUCCUACAAACAAUUUUAACAUACCUGAAGCAGGGAUGGCCUCAGCGGUUAGAAAGGCGUUUUGUGGACGUGUACUCUCACUACCAGGAGCUUGAAGAGGUCGAAGGAUGCGUUUUGUUCCAGGAUCGCGUGGUAAUCCCUGAGAGCAUGAAGAGAAGGGUACUGAAAAUGCUUCACAUGAACCACUCAGGAAUCAGCAAAAUAAAACAACUAGCGCGGAGGACAGUCUACUGGUUCGGACUUAACAAGGACGUGGAGGACUACGUGAAGACCUGUGGAAUAUGCCACCAGAUGACAGCGAUCAACAAAAAGCCUCCAUACUCCAAGUGGAUCCCGACGACAAAACCCUUCAGCAGGAUUCAUGCUGACUUUUUUCACUUUGAUCGAAAGGUUUUUCUUGUUGUCGUUGACAGCUUUACCAAGUGGAUCGAAUUAGAGUACAUGCGACACGGAACGGACUGCAAAUAGGUUUUGAAGGUUCUUUUGGGGAUUUUUGCUAGGUACGGAUUACCGGACGUGAUAGUUACGGAUGGAGGACCACCAUUCAACUCCGACCAUUUUGUAACCUUUUUGAGAAAUCAGGGGAUUUUGGUCAUGAAAAGUCCGCCAUACCAUCCCGAAAGCAAUGGACAAGCAGAAAGAACAGUACGAUUGGUAAAAGACGUUUUGAAAAAGUUCCUGCUUGACCCGGAGAUUAGAGGUUUAGAUGUUGAUGAACAAAUUGCAUACUUUUUAUCCAACUAUCGCAACAUUUGCUUGGACAACAAAGGCCAAUUUCCUUCCGAAAGAUUACUCUCCUAUAAGCCAAAAACUUUAAUGGACUUAAUCAAUCCUAAACAUAGUUUUAAAACACACUUGAC